Messenger RNA from Physella acuta, 1116 nucleotides. Its product is annotated as serine/threonine-protein kinase H1 homolog. The record is from RefSeq and is a predicted model, not a curated record. Lineage: Eukaryota; Metazoa; Mollusca; Gastropoda; Physidae. Gene Ontology annotation, biological process: protein phosphorylation. Gene Ontology annotation, molecular function: ATP binding; protein kinase activity.
ACCUGUUUCUUUUGCAAUUUUGUGUGAAAACUAUGGAGGAAUCCAUGUGGAUCCGGAAAUAACGGAAUAUUUAUGUGCUCGAUUUCCCCCCGUAUUUUAUCUAGUGGUGAUUCUCGUGUGUACUAAGGGAUGUCACAAGAACCUCACCACAGUUUCGACACGCUAUGGGUUGUAUGAGCACCAAACUGGUGCCUGAAGCCCCACCGAACGCACACCUGGUUGAAACCGUUUUCAGACAGGACGGGAAGACCAGGAACAACCGACAUGAUGCUGACAUCAAAACACAAACCCAUCUCCGUCCGCGAGAAGCGACGUCUCGCCAGGUCAACAACGACCACGAAGGCUCCGUUCAGGGGCCUCGCACGAACAAAAAGGUGAAAAAAUACAGGGAUAAAUUCGAUUCGAAAGUCACAGCUAAGUAUGAUAUAAAAGCCCUGAUCGGGAGAGGGAGCUUCAGUCGAGUUGUACGGGCCGAACACAGAAUCACAAAACAACCCUACGCAAUAAAAAUGAUCGACAGAGUACAAGGAAAAGAGGUGUUCGAAGCAGAGUUGAACGUUUUACGGAGGGUGAAACAUGUGUAUAUAAUCCAGUUAGUUGAAGUGUUUGAAUUUGAAGCUUCUGAAAAAGUUUACAUGGUUAUGGAACUUGCUACGGGGGGAGAGCUUUUCGAUCGGAUCAUCGCUAAAGGAAGCUUCACAGAAAAGGAUGCCACGAGAGUAUUGACAAUGGUUUUAGAAGGGGUCAAAUAUCUACAUGGGUUAGGCAUAACACAUAGAGAUCUCAAGCCGGAAAAUUUGUUGUACUACCAUCCUGGGCAUGAUUCCAAAAUCAUGAUCACAGAUUUUGGCCUAAGUGCAAUGCUAAAGGGGCCGGACAAUCUAAUGAGGACCACCUGUGGGACGCCAGAGUACAUUGCCCCAGAGAUUCUGGCCAGGAAACCAUACACCUGCCAGGUUGACCUGUGGGCAAUAGGUGUGAUAACAUACAUUCUUCUAAGUGGGACAAUGCCAUUUGAUGAUGAGAAUAGGACGAGGUUGUACAGGAUGAUUAUAAAGGCUAAAUACAGCUAUGUAGGAGAGCAUUGGAGAGAUGUGUCUGCACUGGCUAAAGAUU